Molecule: messenger RNA, 559 nt
Organism: Daldinia loculata
Lineage: Eukaryota; Fungi; Ascomycota; Sordariomycetes; Xylariales; Hypoxylaceae
Product: EthD domain-containing protein
Exons: 1
Coding region: 96-476 (126 amino acids)
Molecular function (GO): oxidoreductase activity
Source: RefSeq, a predicted model, not a curated record
UUAUACUAUUGACUUACAAAUUUGAAUUUCAGUCUAGAUAAAUUCCCCUUCUCAGCAAUCUCAUCCGAAUAAACAGGACCUAGAAUCUUUCCAAAAUGACCUUCAACGUCCUCGUCUUCGGCCACCGUCUCCCCGGAGUCUCUCCGGCCCAAUUCAAACAACGCUACGAUGAGCAUAUGCCCCUCAUACAGGAAAUAACAGGCGCAUAUUUCCCCCUGUCACACACACGACGAUACAUUCAGCGCGCCGACGGGCAGAACGCUAAGGUGAUCGCGGGAUCACAGGAAGAUUUCGAUUUCGAUGUAGUAGCGGAGAUGGUGUUUGAGAGCGAGGAGAUAUUUAAAGGGUUUUAUGAGAUCGUGAGCAAGGAAGAUAAUGCGAAAAUUAUUGACGAAGAUGAGAAGAAGUUCUUUGACAGAGAGCGGGUGAGGGUCGUGGUGCUAGGGGAGACGGAGGUUACGAAGCGAAAGGUCUGAUUGUAAUUAUUUUGAUUUGGGUACGUGUAUAUUAGUCGGUAUUCCUCUCAGUGCUUUGUUAUAGAUAUAGGAGUCAUUAGUCG